AGUAUUAGACCUAAAUUGAAUCACCUUUGUCGUGUCUUUCUGGGAUUAUUUCCCCAUGAAAAGUGCAGUUUAGGGGAUCCGAUCCUUAUUUAAAACGCUUACAAAGGACACAAGCUCUCUUUCCUCAUUUCACAUUUAAAAAUAGCGAAGUAGCCGAGGAAGAACCGAGGUGUUUGUUUUCCUUUGAUUUGUAAGUACUGACCUGGCUGAAGGAUGUGGGAAGUGGAGAUCAGAGGCAUGGCAUCAGCCCAUGCCCUCCUCGCUGGCUCUGUGCUGGUGGGAAGCUUGAUGCCCGCUCUCACCGUGGAGAACUUUUCAGUGUAUGGGACACACUUGGUGUGGCUUUAUUCUGUUUCUGGUUGUGUUGCCAUAGUCAACAUUGCUGUAUUUUGGCUUCUUGGCAUCAGUCCACCGACAAAGAAAAACACACUGAGCUAUAAGUUGUCUCGACUGAUUAGAUCCUGUGUGUAUUUUCUGCUGUCUUGCCUCUUCUUCCACACCGUAGUUGUUCUGUAUGGUGCACCUCUGCUGGAGUCAGCUCUGGAGACGUUUUCUCUGGCUGUCCUUUUGUCCAGUCUGACCACACUGAGGUGUCUGUGUAUGCUCGGUCCAAAUGUACAGGCAUGGAUACGGGUUUUCAGUAGAGAUGGGGCGAUGUCUGUGUGGGACACUUCACUUCAGAUUACUACUGGCUGCAGCAUAGUCGGAGCCUGGCUUGGAGCUUUCCCCAUUCCUCUUGACUGGGACAGACCCUGGCAGGUGUGGCCCAUUUCCUGUUCCCUCGGGGCGACCGGAGGAUUUCUGACAGGACUGCUUGCUGCUCCAAUCUGGAUCCGCUGGCAUCGCAAACAGCUCACCUACAAACUCAAAUGAAGGACAGGAGCUUACAGGCAAAGGACC
This is a messenger RNA of Clarias gariepinus (North African catfish), 900 nucleotides long. RefSeq names its product phosphatidylinositol glycan anchor biosynthesis, class F (gene pigf). The record is from RefSeq and is a predicted model, not a curated record. Lineage: Eukaryota; Metazoa; Chordata; Actinopteri; Siluriformes; Clariidae. The coding region runs from base 214 to 873 and encodes 219 amino acids. Gene Ontology annotation, cellular component: endoplasmic reticulum membrane. The transcript is spliced from 6 exons. Gene Ontology annotation, biological process: GPI anchor biosynthetic process.